AUGUUGAAACAUUCUAAGAAUAUACUACACACUGAAAGAAAACUGAAAGCUGUCAAGUCCUGUCUGGUGUGCCUGGUGUCUCUCUGUCAGACACACGUAGAGCCUCACAACAGCAUCCCUGCCUUGAAGAAUCACAAACUGGUCCAGGCCUCCACACACCUGCAGCAGAAGAUCUGCUCUCAGCACAACAAGCUGAUGGAGGUGUUUUGUCUAGCUGACCAGAAGUGUGUCUGCAUCUUAUGCACCAUGGACACACACAAGGGCCAUGACACAGUCUCAGCUGCCGCACAGUAUGAAGAGGGACAGAAAGAGCGUCCGAAGACGACGGCCAAUUUCCUGAAGAGGAUCCGGUCAAAAGAGCAGGAAAGGCAGAAGCUGCUUCGAGCUGUGGACUCCUACAAGCAUUCCGCUAAAGAGGCAGAGCAGCAGAGUGAGAAGAUCUUCACAGAGCUGCUGGAGUCUAUUGAGAGGAGACGCUCUGAGGUGAAAGAGCUGAUCAGAGCUCAGCAGAAGGCAGCGGUGAGAGACGCUGAAGAUGUUUUGGAGAAACUGGAGCAGGAGCUGGCUGAGUUGAGGAGAGGACACGCUCAGUUGGAGGAGCUCUCACUUGAGGAAGACCCAGUCCUUUUCCUCCAGGUAUAUCCAGGAAAGACAUAUCAUCACUAG
Molecule: messenger RNA, 666 nt
Organism: Engraulis encrasicolus (European anchovy)
Lineage: Eukaryota; Metazoa; Chordata; Actinopteri; Clupeiformes; Engraulidae
Product: tripartite motif-containing protein 29-like
Exons: 4
Coding region: 1-666 (221 amino acids)
Molecular function (GO): zinc ion binding
Source: RefSeq, a predicted model, not a curated record